Diutina rugosa is the source of this 312-nucleotide messenger RNA. RefSeq names its product histone (gene HHF22). The transcript has a single exon. Gene Ontology annotation, molecular function: protein heterodimerization activity; DNA binding; structural constituent of chromatin. The record is from RefSeq and is a predicted model, not a curated record. Lineage: Eukaryota; Fungi; Ascomycota; Pichiomycetes; Serinales; Debaryomycetaceae. Gene Ontology annotation, cellular component: nucleosome. Gene Ontology annotation, biological process: nucleosome assembly. Bases 1 to 312 code for a protein of 103 amino acids.
AUGUCUGGCAGAGGUAAAGGCGGUAAAGGUCUCGGCAAGGGUGGCGCUAAGCGUCACAGAAAGAUCUUGAGAGACAACAUCCAAGGGAUCACCAAGCCCGCCAUCAGAAGAUUGGCCAGAAGAGGUGGUGUCAAGCGUAUCUCGGCCUUGAUCUACGAAGAAGUGAGAAUCGUGCUUAAGCAGUUCUUGGAAAACGUCAUCCGGGAUGCCGUUACUUACACCGAACACGCCAAGAGAAAGACCGUGACUUCGUUGGACGUCGUCUACGCCUUGAAGAGAUCGGGGAGAACCUUGUACGGUUUCGGUGGUUAA